CUCCAGUCACUCCCGUCGAGUCCCGGGCUCCCCCGGGAGCCACGGCCAAGGUGCUUUGCCUGGGCUACGUCGCUCUGCAGCCGCGCGGGCUCAGCCUCCCUGCCAGCCGGGCCCUGCCCGCGGCCCGGCCCCUCCCGUCCCGCCGCUCGCUACCUGCGCGGCCGGGCACGGGCCCGCGCUCCGGGGGCGGAGGGCAGGGGAGGGGCCGGGCGGCGGGGCUGGGCCGCGGCGGGGCAGCUUGCCGCUGGCCGCAAGGGCUGCUGUGGGGCUGCGCGCCACUCUCCGCCUCAGCCGAGCCGCAGGUGGGGCGGGGAGGCUGCCGUGUCCCCCAGCCCCCGGGGGGCGCUGCCAUGAGGUGAGGCCCUGGGCGCCGCGGGCGGGCGGACCGUGACCGGGAACGGGCCCUCCUCUCCCCGCCGCCGGGGCCGGGCAGCCCAGCGCGGGCUCCGCGCAGGUGGGAGCGGCGGCAGCCCCCGCCCGCCGGUGGGAAGCGCGGACUUGGUGGGAGCCGGGGGUGUUUCUGCCUCUCCCCUCCCCUCCUCCGCGGCCCGGCCCGCGCUGGCCCGGCGCCCGCCGCGCCGGUGGGGCUGCCGCGGCCUGACGAACGGUGCCGUUUGCUUCCCCUUUGCCGAACUGCAGGGAGCGGGCGGCGGCGGGCAGCGGCGGCGGGCAGGAGGAGCUGCCGCCGCCCUGAGGUGGCGGCGGCCCCGAGGAGCGGGCGAUGGACGAGGGCGAGGCGGAUCUCUCCAGCAGCAGCGCGGCGCCGCGCUGGAAGAGGAGGUCGACCCCUCGGCCGCAGCCCCGCGGCUGGAGCAAACCCCGGCCCCAGUCGUACCAGAGCGCCAACGGGGUGCUCUUCACCGACUUUCCCGUGGAGGACAGGUGCACCUUCACCGUGACUCAGCCCGCCGGCACCGUCAGCACCUGCCCGGGUAGCGGAGCGCUCCGGAGGGGCCCCUCGUUCUUCAACUCCAGCGUGGGAUCGGUGGCUAACGGGAAGGCACAACCUCCAGCCGGUAAAGCCGCCUCCCCCGAGCUGUCCCCUGAGCGGUCCUCCCCGCUGCUGGCUCUGGUUUCGAACAGUUCUGUCGGUUUUACUGCCAACGGCACCAUUACCUCAGCGGGAAGCCAACUGGGCCGUCCCCUGAUGAUUUCCAGCCCGUCAGCGCUUACCCCGCGGCAGGAGCGGAUUGUUUUUACAUCCAGCCCCCAGCCCUCACCGACGGGAGACGCGCCCUCCCCCGCUAACAGCAACGCGCUGCCCCCGCAAUGCAACCGGCUUACCAAAAUAGCAGAAAAAGUGCCGCCGGGGCCCCCCGGGGUAUCGCCGGCGAUGUCCCCAGAGCAAGGCGGAGCUCCUCAGAGGCCCGCGUCCCCUCAGGAGCAGCCCGUGGUGCUGAGCACCAACAGCCCCGCCGCUCUCAAGGUGGGCACGCAGCAGAUCAUCCCCAAGAGUUUGGCUUCUGAGAUCAAGGUGACGAGCAAAGCCAACAGCCAGAACGCGGAGACGAGCAGGAGGGUGCUGAAGGUCCGCAGCAUGGUGGAGAGCCUCAGCCUGCCCUUGGUCGCCGAUGCUGAGGAGGAGGCCGAGGGCGACCUGGACAGCCCGGGCACCCUGAGGCGAGGCCUGAGGUCGACGUCCUACCGCAGAGCGGUGGUGAGCGGCGUGGACUUCGACGGCUCUGCUAAUUUUAAGAAAAAAAACAGAAUGUCCCAGCCCAUACUUAAAGCGGUUGUGGAAGAUAAAGAGAAAUUUUCGAGCCUGGGGAGGAUAAAGAAGAAAAUGCUGAAAGGACAAGGGACGUUUGAUGGGGAAGAAAAUGCUGUAUUAUAUCAAAACUAUAAAGAAAAAGCUCUGGACAUAGAUUCUGAAGAAGAGUCUGAGCCCCGAGAGCAGAAAUCGGAUGAAAAGGUUGUUUUUCACUAUAAACCCCUGAGAUCAACAUGGAGUCAGCUGUCCGUUGUAAAGAAGAAUGGAUUAUCAGAAGCCAUCAGCCAGGAAGAAAGAAAAAGACAGGAGGCAAUAUUCGAAGUGAUAUCUUCUGAGCAUUCUUAUUUGCUGAGCUUGGAGAUUCUGAUCCGGAUGUUUAAAAAUUCCAGGGAACUGAGUCUCACAAUGACCAAAACGGAAAGCCAUCACCUUUUCUCCAAUAUAACGGAUGUUUACGAAGCAAGCAAAAAGUUCUUUAAAGAACUAGAAGCAAGACAUCAGAACAACAUCUUUAUUGAUGAUAUUAGUGAUAUAGUUGAAAAGCAUACUUCUUCAACGUUUGAUCCAUAUGUAAAGUACUGCACUAAUGAAGUCUAUCAGCAGCGAACACUGCAGAAAUUACUAGCCACAAAUCCAGCAUUUAAAGAGGUGUUAUCACGGAUCGAGUCCCAUGAAGAUUGCCGGAAUUUACCAAUGAUCUCUUUCCUCAUUCUUCCCAUGCAGAGAGUUACUCGUCUUCCCUUACUGAUGGAUACGAUUUGUCAGAAAACUCCUAAGGAUUCACCAAAAUAUGAGAACUGCAAGCAAGCUCUAAAAGAAGUGAGCAAGUUGGUGCGUUUAUGCAACGAGGGUGCUCGGAAAAUGGAAAGGACAGAAAUGAUGUACACAAUUAACUCCCAACUGGAAUUUAAAAUCAAGCCAUUUCCAUUGGUUUCGUCUUCACGAUGGCUGGUGAAAAGGGGCGAAUUAAUGGCAUAUGUAGAAGACACCGGACUUUUUUCUAAAAGAACUUCUAAACAGCAGGUUUACUUCUUCCUCUUUAAUGAUGUCCUCAUUAUCACCAAGAAGAAGAGUGAAGAGAGUUACAAUGUCACAGACUAUUCGUUAAGAGGCCAGCUGGUGGUACAACAAUGUGACAGCGAGGACCUGACUUCUUCUCCUGUAAAGAAUGCUUCAGCAAUGCUCUACUUGCGGCAGAGUUCUGCAGUUUACCUCUUCCGACUGGCUGUCCUCAGUAACCACGCAGGAGAGAAGGUGGAGAUGCUCCUGGGAGCAGAGACUCAGAGUGACAGAGCUCGCUGGAUUACAGCGCUUGGACAGGACAGAGACGGGCAGAAAACGGACAGGACGACUUUGACUCAGGUAGAGAUCAUCCGAACUUACACAGCAAAGCAGUCAGAUGAACUGUCUCUUCAAGUUGCUGAUGUUGUUUUGGUUUAUCAAAAAGUAAAUGAUGGCUGGUACGAAGGGGAACGACUGCGGGACGGCGAAAGAGGUUGGUUUCCCAUGGAGUGUGCUAAAGAAAUCACGUGUCGUGCCACGAUUGACAAGAACAUGGAGCGGAUGGGACGCCUGCUUGGACUUGAAACCAACGUGUAGACUGUUUUUGCUUCUUCAUACUACUCUACAGGAUUUGCACUAACUGCUGUUGGUGGGGGCACAGGGCCGUGCCCUACAGCUCUCGCAUGGAAGAGUGGGUCACCAAUGCAACAAAUCUAGUAACAGAGCACUGAUAUUUCAGAUACGCAUCCCUUUUUGCUUUGUGUUUUGAGAGCUCUGAGCUGAAACCUGGCUCGACCAGUAGCAGAUUUCAACUAGAAGUAGUUUCUUAGGCACUGGAGAUCAGCCAUGCAUCUCCCUGGCUCAAAUUUCAGUUUCAACUUUAGUUCCUCCAUUCCUGCCUUUUUACAUAUUUCCAUCUGUUUUUGAGCAUCUUGACUUUCUUUCAGAAGCAGAGCUCCGUGUAGCAGUCUGUGUAGGAGACCAAACACCAGAAACUCGCCCAAUCCAUUGAGGUGGAGGUGAAUAGCAGUAUUGGGAGUUUCCUGCUUCUAAGAAACUGCAGGGUUACAUGCGCGGUAUCAGAGACUAUGUUCAUGGCUUGCUUCCCUGUUGUGUCAAAAUCUGUGUGUAACCUGAACUAGCAUAACCAACCCCAUAAUUCCUAAAGGACUACCUCUCCAGCACAGAUCCAGGGAGGUCCUAGGCUUUGUAAGAAGUAAUUAGACCUCUCCAAUUGAUGUUAGCAAGGCUGACAGAAGCUCCAGGGGAAGAAUCCAGAGAAAUGCCUCCAGUGAUGGUGGUCUAUAGUACGGUGUGUUACUCAUUCAGGCAGCUCAGACUUUUUCUCCUUCUAGUGCUGCAGUCGUGAAAGGAUUUCUGAAAGCAAGAAAGAGGUACCAAACUCUGCAAAAUAUAGUGUUGAUUAUCUUGGUCUCA
Messenger RNA from Chroicocephalus ridibundus (black-headed gull), 4150 nucleotides. RefSeq names its product Rho guanine nucleotide exchange factor 26 (gene ARHGEF26). The transcript has 14 exons. NCBI's taxonomy places the organism in Eukaryota, Metazoa, Chordata, Aves, Charadriiformes, Laridae. The record is from RefSeq and is a predicted model, not a curated record. Bases 722 to 3310 code for a protein of 862 amino acids. Gene Ontology annotation, biological process: activation of GTPase activity. Gene Ontology annotation, molecular function: guanyl-nucleotide exchange factor activity; protein binding.